AUGGAUGAGAUUGCUCCCGAGUACGAUGUCGUGGUGCUCGGCACUGGCUUGACCGAGUGUGUGCUGUCUGGUGUCCUGAGUGUGAAGGGCAACAAGGUCCUUCACAUCGAUCGCAAUGACCACUAUGGCGGUGAGGCGGCUUCUGUCAACAUUGAGACACUGUUCAAGAAAUAUGGCAAUGUCCGCCCCGGCGAGGAACCUUGGAAGAAGUACGGGCGCGUCAACGACUGGAAUAUCGACCUGGUCCCGAAGCUGCUGAUGGCCAACGGCGAAUUGACAAACAUUCUGGUGUCCACCAACGUCACCCAGUACCUCGAGUUCAAGCAGAUUGCUGGCAGCUACGUCCAACAAGGCAAAGGCACCAAGACGACGGUGGCCAAGGUUCCGUCGGAUGCUGGUGAGGCUCUGCGCUCGUCUCUGAUGGGCUUGUUCGAGAAGCGCCGGGCCAAGAAGUUCCUGGAGUGGGUUGGCGAGUUCAAGGAGGACAACCCUGCCACUCACCAGGGUCUCAGUAUCGGAUCGUGCACGAUGAAGGAGGUCUAUGACAAGUUCGGUCUUGAGGAUAACACUCGGGAUUUCGUCGGUCACUCCAUGGCCUUGUUCCCUUCGGAUGAAUACAUCACCACGCCCGGCAUGGCCGUCGAGACCAUCAACCGCAUCCGCCUGUACGUCAACUCCAUGGCGCGCUACGGCAAGUCGCCCUACAUCUACCCUCUAUACGGCCUGGGCGAGCUUCCGCAGGGUUUUGCCCGUCUGUCAGCCAUCUACGGCGGCACGUACAUGCUGAACACCCACGUCGAUGAGGUCCUCUAUGACGACAGCGGCAAGGUCUCCGGCAUCAAGGCCACCAUGAAGGACCGCGAUGAGGGGACCGAUGCCAUGAAGUUCGAGACGAAGACGAAGAAGAUUAUCUGUGAUCCUUCCUACUUCCCCAGCAAGGCCAAGGUCACUGGAUACCUGCUGAAGGCGAUUUGUAUCCUGAAGCACCCCAUUGACAAGACCGACGGCAGCGACUCGCUGCAGCUGAUCAUCCCCCAGUCUCAGGUUGGGCGGAAGCACGAUAUCUACAUUGCGAUGGUCUCGUCGGCCCACAACGUCUGCCCCAAGGGCUACUACAUCGCCAUUGUCUCUACCAUUGCCGAGAAUGACGCCAACCACCACUUGGAGCUGCAGCCCGGCUUCGAGCGCCUGGGUGAGAUCGAAGAGAAGUUCAUGGGCCCUCCGAUCCCGCUGUACGAGCCUCUCGAGAGCGGCGAGAAGGACAACAUCUUCAUCUCCAAGAGCUACGAUGCGACGUCGCACUUUGAGACCACCACCGAUGACGUUCGGGACAUGUACCGUCGCGCGGCCGGCGAAGAGCUGGUGGUUGAAGGGCUCCGGGAAGACCAGCAGCUCGUUCAGGAGUAA
Penicillium lagena is the source of this 1407-nucleotide messenger RNA. RefSeq names its product secretory pathway gdp dissociation inhibitor. Gene Ontology annotation, cellular component: cytoplasm. The coding region runs from base 1 to 1407 and encodes 468 amino acids. The record is from RefSeq and is a predicted model, not a curated record. The transcript has 8 exons. Gene Ontology annotation, biological process: small GTPase-mediated signal transduction; vesicle-mediated transport; protein transport. Gene Ontology annotation, molecular function: Rab GDP-dissociation inhibitor activity. Lineage: Eukaryota; Fungi; Ascomycota; Eurotiomycetes; Eurotiales; Aspergillaceae.